This is a messenger RNA of Menidia menidia (Atlantic silverside), 1977 nucleotides long. Lineage: Eukaryota; Metazoa; Chordata; Actinopteri; Atheriniformes; Atherinopsidae. The record is from the annotation of a GenBank genome assembly.
AUGGCCGGUAUGGUGCCCCUGGCGCCCUCGGGGGACCCGGACUUAGGCUGCCGGCUGGUCUCGGCCUGCUCACCGGACACCUGCCACCACACGGCUGUGUGUGAGACCCUACUGAGCGGGGAGGCCAGAUGCGUCUGCACGCAGCGGCAGAUCGGCGACGGCUGGCGUUGCUACGGCAACCUGAUGGAGCGAAUCCUGGAGCUGGACUCGAUCGGCAGCCAGAGGGAGAAUCUGACCGGAGCCGUCGCCCUGUUUGGUAAAAUAAAAAAGGGGGAGGAGCCUAAAGACUCCACAUCUCCAUCCAGGCCUAUAAACACACGGGGCGAGGCCGAGGACGCCGCCUGCGAUUCGGUCGGCACGGCGACCGUCGGCUGCGCUUGCCUGCACGGCUACCAUGGCGACGGCCGCGUCUGCGUCCCCCAGAACCCCUGCCUGGAGAACCAGGGCGGCUGCCCCCCCAACUCCACCGUCUGCAGGUUCAGGGGCCCCAAAAGGUCCAGCUGCGAGUGCAUGGCCGGUAUGGUGCCCCUGGCGCCCUCGGGGGACCCGGACUUAGGCUGCCGGCUGGUCUCGGCCUGCUCACCGGACACCUGCCACCACACGGCUGUGUGUGAGACCCUACUGAGCGGGGAGGCCAGAUGCGUCUGCACGCAGCGGCAGAUCGGCGACGGCUGGCGUUGCUACGGCAACCUGAUGGAGCGAAUCCUGGAGCUGGACUCGAUCGGCAGCCAGAGGGAGAAUCUGACCGGAGCCGUCGCCCUGUUUGAGGGAGGCUGCUCUCUGCUAUUGAGCCACGGUGGACCCUUCACGGCCUUCGUCCCCCUGCUGAAGGCACCUCUGACCGGUGUCGAUGAGGAGGCGGUGUGCAAAAACCACCUGAUUCUGGGCCAGCACCUCCUGCAGGACCUCCAGGGGAAGGACUUCAGCCUCUAUGGAGGAGGGAAGCUGAGGGCCAAAGCCAACCAGAGGUUCAUCCUGAUGGACAACCCCAGGAAAUCCUACACCGUCCUCCAGUCCGACCUGCCAGCAGCCAAUGGGAUCAUCCACAUCAUCGACCAGCCAAUCAGGAGCUCGCCCACCUCCAGCUCGCGCCGGGACGAGCUGUUUACCAUUGGCACCAUCGGGGAGAUCCUGAAGAAGUACCCGCAAUUCAACCGCUUCCUGUCUCUGGUCGAUAACUGUGGGUCGCCCCCCCCCCUGCGUUCACGGGGACCCCUCACCGUGUUCGUCCCCACCAACGAGGCUGUGGACCGGUCCCGGGACGGCAGCCUCCUCUACAUGCUGCACGACGCCAAACACAAGCUUCAGGAAAUGCUGAGGCACCAUGUUUACUCCCGGGGGCAUAAUCCAUCAUCCAUUCAUCCAUUCAUCCAUUCAUCCAUUCAUCCAUUCAUCCGUCCAUCCAUCAUCCAUUCAUCCGUCAUCCAUUCAUCCAUCAUCCAUUCAUCCGUCAUCCAUUCAUUAGUCAUCAUCCAUCCAUCCAUCAUCCAUUCAUCCAUCAUCCAUCCAUCCAUCCAUCCAUCUUCCAUUCAUCCAUCAUCCAUUCAUCCAUUCAUCCAUCAUUCAUUCAUCCAUCAUUACCCAUCAUCCAUUCAUCCAUCAUCCAUCCAUCCAUCCACCCAUCCAUCCAUCCAUCCAUCCAUCCAUCCAUCCAUCCAUCCAUCCAUCCAUCCAUUAAUUCAUCCAUCCAUCAUCCAUUCAUCCAUCAUUCAUUCAUUCAUCCAUUCAUCCAUUCAUCCAUUCAUCAUCAAUCCAUCAUCCAUUCAUCCAUCCAUUAAUUCAUUAAUUCAUUCAUCCAUCCAUGGCUCCAUCCUGCUGGGCGAUAAAGGCGUCCGUUUGUCCGGCCCCAGCAUCAUUGGGACCAACGGGAUCAUCCACAUGAUGGAGGGGCUGCUGUACCCCCCCUCCAUCCUGCCCAUCCUCCCCCACCGCUGCGACUCCAACCAGAGCAAGAUCACCAUGAAUCUGAAUGAAUGA